Messenger RNA from Varroa destructor (honeybee mite), 7977 nucleotides. RefSeq names its product putative NADPH-dependent quinone oxidoreductase VAT1L. Lineage: Eukaryota; Metazoa; Arthropoda; Arachnida; Mesostigmata; Varroidae. The record is from RefSeq and is a predicted model, not a curated record. Gene Ontology annotation, molecular function: oxidoreductase activity.
UCCGAGCUGGCGAGGAGAACAGACGGCGGCGGGAAAGGCAGGCUGAUGUGGCUGCUUCAGCCCGUCACCAGCAGUAUCCAACUGCUGCAAGACAUCAGCUUCGUGUGGCGUUUUGACCGCCGCCCGUAAUAGCACAGAUGCAGCAAGCAACGAGAAAGGAGCUGCGGUGGUGGCAGUAGCAGCCGCCACCCCUCAGCCGCUCCCGCUGCAACAAACCCACCAGAAGCUAACGGAGAGCAGAAUCGCGACAGCGGCGGGCUGAGCCAUCCAGAAACAGCGGAGUGUUAACCGCCAAGUCGAUAGCGUGCACCUACCAGAGGGUUCGGUUCGUUGAGACGAGCGGUAGCAGCAGAAGAAAGAACGGUUUCGUCGAAUAUGCUUUCCUGCUCCUUGGUCAGUCUGUGUCGUUUGAUUUGCCGAAGCCUCGAAUAGUAGCCAACAAAGGAGACGCACAGCGCAUCGGCGCUAUCGACAGCAUUGACUGAACGGGCAGGCAAGCACGCCACGAACGAACCAUCCCUCAGCCGCUUAUUCGAGCGCGACAGCCGGCAGACAUCGCCUCUAGCGUGUUCUGAGGCAGCAGAGCAGACUGUGUAAGGAAGUGGGCAAGUGAGUUGGAUAUAAUAACAGCAGCAGUGGCCGCCACAGCAGCGCCGGUGCCGUAGCGGCGGAUUAGAGCUGCCAGCGGCCAGCCAGCAAACGAACGAAUUUGGUAAAGGAGAAACUUGAGAGGCUGAAAGGGGAGGGACGACUGCCGAGGAGAUCGCUUUUCGUGCCGUCGUUGCCUGCUGGCUCCAGUGCUUCCCUUCAAGAGAAGAACGCAACACAGAGAGCAACGAACACCGCCUCGUCGACACGACCGUGUUGCUUGCGUCCUGCGUUCGUGCGUCUCAUGUUGUACUGUGCAUGAGGUGCUGCUGUGUUGAGAAGGAACGACUCGACCCUUCGCCGUAGUCGAUCAAGUUACCACUGACUGACCAUUGCUUGCCUCAGAGUGGACGACGACGCGAGUUGUACUAGUUGUCGUAACAACUGUCGACGCAAUUUGUCGACGGAACAAGCAAACUCGUGUAGCCGGCGAAAAGACACUGCGCGUCGUCUGUCAUAGAGUUUGUCACAAAGAUUGUCAGAAUGACCGAGACGGAAACCGCGAAGGCCGCUACCGACUCGAUGCCUGUAGAAGAUGCCGCAGGCGCUACGGCAAUUGCCGCAACUGGCAAAAAGGACGAGGUAAAGGCAGAGGAGGCCGUGCCUGCGGUCAAGGAGAUGCGCGCCAUCGUCCUUUCGAGCUUUGGCGGCCUGAAAUCGGUAAAAAUCCUGAACAGGCCUCAGCCGACCGCGGCUGAGGACGAGGUGCUUGUUCGCGUUAAUUGCAGCGGACUUAACUUCCUCGACCUGAUGACGCGCCUGGGUGCCAUCGACAACCUUCCCAAGGCACCAUUUACCAUGGGAUGCGAGCUUGCUGGAGUUGUUGAGGCUGUAGGCGAAAAAGUUGAGAGCUUCGUCGUUGGGCAAAGGGUGUGCGCCAUCUCCGACAUGAAGGCAUGGGCAGAACUAGUUGCUGUGCCAGCUAAACAUUGCUAUCCAAUUCCCGAUGGAGUCUCUUACCAGGAUGCGGCCGCUCUCCUGGUGAACUACACCGUAGCUCACGCGUUGCUUUUCGAUGUGGCCAACCUUUGCGAGGGACAAAUCAUUCUCAUACACUCUAUCGGGGGCGGUGUGGGCCAAGCGCUUGCCCAGCUCAGCAAGAUGGUUCCUGAUGUCACCGUCAUUGGAACAGCCUCGAAGGCCAAGCAUGAGCAGCUCAAGGACGUCUGCCAACAUCUACUUGAGCGCGAGAGCUGCUAUGUUACCCAGGUUAAAAAGAUUGCUGAAUCGGGAGUCGAUCUUGUUCUAGACUGUUCCUGCGGAGAAGACGUCAAUAAGGGCUACGCUCUACUGAAGCCUAUGGGUCGUUACGUAUUAUAUGGCACCUCGUUUUUCGUGUCGGGCGAGACCAAGAAUCUAUUCUCGUUCGCUAAGAGUUGGUGGCAAGUGGACCGUAUCAACCCGAUCAAGCUCUACGAUGACAAUAAGUCCAUCAGUGGUUUCAAUCUUCGUCACCUUCUAUUCCAGCAAGGCCAACACGAGUACGUCGCUCGUAAAGUCCAAACCGUAUUCGAGCUCUUCAAGGCCUCGAAGAUCUCGCCUGUCAUUGACUCCGUUUGGGCCUUCGAGGACAUAGCUGAAGCCAUGCAGAAAAUGCACGAUCGUCGCAAUCUCGGCAAGCUUUUGCUUGAUCCUGCUCAAGCGCCUAAGCCUCGGCCCGCAGAGCCCGAAAAGCCCGUCAAGGUCGGUAGAAAGGAGAGCAAGAAAGAGAAACGCAACAAGGAAAAGAAGGAAGCCGACAAGGAGAACGGGGACAAAAAGGAUAUUAAGGAUAAAAAAGACGAAAAGACUGAAGGCGAUAAGGACAAAAAGGAGAAUGGCGAUGCCAAGGAUGACACCAAAAAAGAUGACAAAGCAACUACCAAUGGCGAGGCAGAAAAAGACGGCGAGAAGAAGGAGUAAAUUGGGACACCCUAACGCAAUGAUGACCUUGCGGGAGGUCUUGGGGCUGCCCCUCGCGAGGCUCAAAGCACUCUCUCAGGACCGCUAUUCAGACAAACAAUGAAAAUGGAACAAUGGUAACCCGGACGAAAAUGUAGAGAAGAGCAGUAAACAAGAAGAAGAGUACGGUAAAGAUGUUUAAAUGUCGACCGUCGAAACAUUUUUGAAGCGAUAAAAAAGGAAACUAUAAUUAGGAGCAUUUUAUUUUUAACUCAGCAACACAAUGACCGAUGUAAACAGCGAGAUAGACGAAGGACGGAACUAUUUACUACGAUGGACGGACAUAACAAAAAAAAAACGGAAAAAAUGAAAAUAGAAUAAAUGAGAAACUAAAAGUUGCUUGAACUGUGACAAGCAGAAAAAGAGAAGCGCAAAUAUUGUGGAAAUAUGGGAAAAAAGAGUGCGGUUGAUAGAGAGCUAGCGAUUUAUAAAGAUAUAGAGAGAGAGAGAGCGAAAGAUAUAUAUAUAUAUAUAGAGAGAGAGAAAGAGAGAGAAAGAGAGAGAGAGAGAGAGAGAGAGAGGCAUAACGAUUGUUGAUGGAGCCCCGUUGAGAGUAGCACAAUUUUAUCGUAAAACAAGAAAACACAACUCUAAAGACAUGGACCUCCGGGUCUCAAUACAAUGUUUCAAGAAAAGAGGCGGCGACAGACUGUAGUGGUCCAAAACAAAAUUAGAAGCGGGACAGCUAGUUGGAAUAAUGUUACAACUGGGGGGUUGAAAUGGUGGAAAGAAGCACAAACUGCAUGCAGUUCGGUUAAGAUAAUAUCGUUCGACGGGGAUGACCCGUUUAGCGAAUAACGGAAAUUUGUCGUCAGUGUUAUAAACGUCAAACAACGCGGCAAGGCUAACACAACCCAGCGCAGAAUCCCCUAUCUACGACUAUCGCUUCACCUUUCCCAUAAACGUCCUCAUACCAUCCUGGCAAAUUCGGUUGAGAGAUCUUUUUAUUACACACCAUACUACCAGUAUUAGCAGUAUAGUGGAAGAGACAACGAACAGUGAGAUUAAAAGUGCUGUUCGUUAUUAUUAGUUUUAGAAGAUCUUGUACUUUGUGUACGUACUUUCAUUGGAUACAACAUCGCUACGGAUACCGAGAUUGAUGAUAAUAAUGAUAAUAAUAAUAAUAAUAAUAAUAACAGAAAUAAUAAAUAUAUUGUAAUUUUAAAAAAUGACAACAUUUGAAUGCGAUUGCAUGGGUGUGAAGUUUUUGGCGACAUAACCUACCUUGACCUAACUGCGUAGAUUAUUGUCAGGUCUCCUAAUCAGCGGUAAACAGGGCACAUGUAGGUUUCUUUUGAACAGGAACACAGAUUUCAAGAAAAUCGAGAUAAACCAGAGACGGCAAGUGCGAUACAGAUCUAUCAUCAGAACAAUUUUAAAUCAACGGGUGACGUAGCUUUCGUUAACUAGUUGGCGCUCAUGGAGAUGUUUUUAGCGUGGAAUAGUGGGUAAACGGCAGUGUUCGUGAAAUCUUUUACCCCUGAUGAGGGAAGGUUAGGGUAACUGACAGAAGGACCGUUCCUUAAAGUCAAUUGGAACCGACAACUAGCUGAGGGUACACACAUCUAUGAUACCAUCAUGAAGGAAUGAGCUACAAACGGUACUAUGGUAACAUUUGUUUCGUUGUUAAUAAAUAUGCUAACGAUGUUGAUUAGUCCAACGAGGGUCGCCGCCCCUUUGACUAUUAGACCAGCAGCAGUCCGAGUGCGAAGCAAGAAACGAUGUGGUUGAAGGUGAUCAAAAUGAAAAUGCUAUAAAUAGGAAGACACGAGUAGAACAUUACAAAGACCAUAAAAAAGCUAUAUAUAAAUGGAUGAACUAGGUAAGGACAACAGGUGAAAUGAUGCUGCUCGUAAGUUAUUUUUCGCUAAUUUUGUUGGCGGGAAAAAUCUUCUAUACGCCAAAAAAAAGUUGACAAACUAGACGAAGCGCAAAAACUUAAAAAAAAAAACAAAAAAAAUUACCAUAUAUUCAUUCGUCUGUAUUAUUUUAAAAAAAGCCGCCUCAAAUCACCUAUUUGCUUGACUGACAUAUAUAUAUAUAUAUAUAUAUAUAUAUAUAUAUAUAUAUACAUAUAUAUAUAUAUAUAAAAGCUAUUAUAAUGGGCAUGUGAAAUUGGACUUAUUACGAUUACAAUGAUUAUUGUAGCUGAUAUGAUGAUGAUGAUGAUGAUGAUGAGGACGACACGAAGUGUAUAACGAAAUGUUAAAGCCAGACGUGUGAGGAUGCUGACAUUGAUAUGGCUAUUUAAUCGUUGACUGGCUGAUAUCGAUAUUAUUGUGGCAAUUGUAUUACGGUAGACGUAGGGUGCAAAGGCAGGCAAUGAAUAACGGAAACAGUGAAAUUAUUAUUACGCUUACUAUAUAAACAGGUACGCUAACGCUACAUAAGCGACAUGAAGUUGACGGGAAGCGUAAAAAAAAAGCGAGAGACAAGAAGAAGGGUUAGUAUGAGGUACACGUUUUCGAGAUGAUGAUGAUCUGCGUUAUUUUCGAAGCAACUAGACUAGGCGACAAAUCGGACUACGAUAAAGAACUGUCGAAUACCGAGUAACGGCUCGUUCAGUAAUUUACUCGCGCUGUGCUAAAAAGUGCUCCUGAAACCCAUCCAGAUGAGCGGCUGGCGUAUUGGACUCGUAUCAACGAACCAUCAUAUUCCAUUGUUUUCCUGCUCAUCCUUACAACCAUCCCCUUUUAGACAUAUGUACAUCAAAUAGAAAGAAAAGUCUUCGUGUUAUAAGUGCAUCAUUUUGAGGGUAGAAGAUACGCUAAGGAGGCACGCUAGACACCUUGCACGUUUCCUUGAAGCCACUGCCAAUUCUGUAGGGCCGAGCGAUUUCCACGAAAUGUUACCGAUGGUAGUGCAAUUGCUCAUUCGGCUUUUGUAGUAACUGUAGUUAAAAUUGUGUGUAAAAUUCUCCCCCGAAUCUCAAAAAGCAAAAAUCAAAUUUCGAUAGAGACCUGACUAGCAUACGCCAAUGGGAGAUAACGAUUGGCUUCUCUCUAAUAGCUACGGUAGCAACAACACAGUCACAAUAAGAUAAAAUUUGAGCCAAAUAUAACAGCCAUUCAUUCUUGAAUGUUUGAACUGGGCUUUCCCCGCAACGGCGUGAGUAUUAUAAAAGGAAAAUGAUCCAAAAUUUAGCUAAACCUUCCUACGAUCCGUACGUUAUACCAACGACCGUUUGUGGACCGAGUCUAACUUAUCCGACAAUUGCCGUCUUGUUGACAACAGAACGAUGGACAACCACGAGAUUUGAGCUGCCCGCAGCCGCUCCAACAGUUGCAAUGUUUUUCUUCUCAAAACGGAGGAUACGAACAAUAAAAACCUAAAAAAAUAAGGGAUUGGAUAGACGUCCCCUCAACUCAGGACGCCGCACAUGACACACGAACAGACUCAUCUACUUGUGUCCAUUCACAAACAGACAGACGUAAAAUGGUCAUAGACUAAUGCAUACUAUUAUAUACCAAACACAGAUCGGAUGCUUAUAUAUAUAUAUGUAUAUAUAUAUAUAUACACAUAUAUACAUAUACAUAUAUAUCCAUAUAUAUAUAUAUAUAUAUAUAUAUAUAUACAUAUACAUGCAACAAAGUAUACAAAAACAUCGCGCGAACCCCUGCGCGCACAUAUAUCAAAACAAAGUGAAGCAACGACAGCGGAACAAUAAUCGAGGUGAUGACCGAGGGUCGUCAACCACCUAAAGUUGAGCGGACCUUGUGACGAUGUGGUCGAAAGACCGACGAGCGACUGGCUGCCAACAGUGCUUGAAGCGUGCCGCAAGGUUUCACCCCGCUACGAUAACUCGCCAACAACAAUAGUAACAGUAUUAAAUUAUGAGACUAGGGAAACAUCUCGAAGGGUCCUAUUUACAGUAAUAAAACCCGGUAACGGAAAGGCGCAUUUCCGCUGUUUCGCAACACAACAUUUGCGAGCCUUCCGCCUUGAUCGUCGCUCCUUCUUUCCACCAUAAAACGAUGAUAGAUAUUAAUUAUAAUAAUAAUCAUAAUACGAUGGAUUAUCAAAGGCUAGCAAUUAUGUGUCCCAUAUUUCCUAAAUAGGUAACUAGUGUUUUACUGUUUUGCUUUCUCGCGAUGUAGAUGACCGUGACCAAAACAAUGACGAAAAACAUUGAUUACAUUGACGGCAUCAACAGUUCCGUCAGAAUAGGAGCAACAAACUCGUACUGGUAGAACGGGCACAUCGAGAGCUAAAUGGAUGCGCCUACAUCUUUACGAGCUAGACACACGCCAUUAUAUACCUUCUAGACAGAAGCUUCUGUGCAAGAAACCGUCCGUCGUCUCGAAUCAUGAUCAGUUAUAUAAUAUCAUACUAGCCUUACGCGUCCAUCUCAUCUAUUGCGUCGUUAUAAUCGUCAUGUUAACUAAUCACAUUAACCCAUAAUGUUCAGUUCUCAUCUGAUGUCACGCGUACAGUGACGCCGAAGGCGACAAUACCAUAUCCCGAAUGGAGUUAAAAUACGUAAAUUGCUGCAAGCCAGCAGUUGCUUUCUAGACUGUGCAUCGUAUUGAUGGGGUGGCAGCCCGUCAUUCAAGAUGGAGUUAGCUCAUAGUUUCGGGUUCGCACAAUUUUGCUAUGCUAUUACUACAAAGAAGCUUGAAUGCCGAAGAAAAAUGUAAGCCUAUUGAAUUCAAGAUAAUUUAGCUAGCAAGCGCCAAAUGUGCUUGCUAGUGCCCUUUGUGAAAAUUCCUCCUCGUAUUUACUCUAGAGACACAGCAGGCAACGGACACUGUUUAUUCUCGAACACACAACUUUUUUCGCUCGUAUUGUACAGACAUUCUCGAUUCCCAUUUUAACCUUUCAAAUUGCAUCAUUGUUGUAACUCUUUCGUGUGAUAAUCGCAGCCUCCAUCGCUAAGCGGCAAGAGUUCGCUGGCUGACUUAAGCGCCGAAGAAAAAUCCGACAUGCUCGUAAUCGUUUCCCAGAUCAAACUAUAGUAACUGUUGAGGACAUCGUAACUCUAACCGUGAGGCCUACUACACCACUAAUAUGAAUAUAUGUAUAACCAUGAUCCUUGCGAUGGCCAGACCAUGAUGAAAUUGGUUUGUGGAUAGUGUGUAAUGCAUGCGAUGACAUUCUUUUUUGCCCUAUUCAGAUUUAGGGUCGUGUGUGGAGAAGAAAUGAAUGCUAGCGGAUAAGGCCUUAAUAUUUGAUGUGAAAAAGGAGUUGAAAAAAGAAAUAGCGAAAGUAGGGUAAAAAGUGCGUCACAGGAAAAACGGUAAAAGUAAUUAACUUCAAAUUUCUGUGCGACAACGACGAAAUCGUGGUAUUGGAUGUCUGCAAUUUGAUCAAAAACUGAAUAACGUAAAAACUACACAAGUUUGGAGCGUCACACACAUACACGAACAUAUACGCAUACAAGUGUAAACC